CCGCAGUUUACAUUGCGGCCCGUGGUGCGGCCACUGAUACACCCACCCCGCAGACAAAAGGCUCGACGUGACGGCCCCAUGCCAGUAUACACUAUAGGCCCUUCGCUUCACGUCAAAGUCGUCGCACGCUCUGCGUUUUCCUUUGAUCUGAUUGUGUAUACGAUGGCUUUCCCCAUUCACACGUGACUUCCUCCCCCAGCUCUUUGCUCACUUUGUCGUCUCUCUUCGGUGACACACAAGGGGAACUUUCCCAUGCGAGGAUGGUUGGCUGAAAUUGCUACCGGAAGAAUCAUCGAAAUUGUUUUUCGUCAGUUACGCCAAAAUCACGCAUAGCAGUAUUUGGAGAAAAAAAACAAACUCAACGCUCAUCCCUCGCUCAUCUCUCGGCCUCCGACCAUCACCGGUCGGUCAAUCAUCUCCAGGAGGAACUCUCAACAGUUUGACUCUUUGUUAGGGGGUUCGGUUUUCCCCCAUCUGUCAGUCCACCUUCGAUCUACCUCAACUCCAAUAUCUACUUGGAGGCCUGUAUAGUUGACUGACUGCUAGCCAACGGAAUUAUCUGACCAAAGAUAAGGACUUUCCAUCGCUGGGCACAUAAAUAAAAUAACUUUACAGAAGAGAGCAACUUUGGAGCCAAGUUUUUGCAAGAGCAUUGGCCUGUGAUUGGCGUCUAUACACAGUUGGUCUGCUGGCUUGUUCAACUUUGUCCCAAGAGUUUCUUCCCAUCAAGCGACCUAGCUGGUGUUGACAUCGCAUACACACAUCAACCUCGCACAAUGACAUCGCCAAGACCCAUCCUCCUCCUGCUCAUCAACCUCAUCCUCAUUACCUCAGCCAGACGGGUCGCCACCCUGCCCGAAGAGACAGGCGCCCCAGAGGAAUCCAACGAGUAUGUCUUAGACCUCAACAAGUUGGAUGGGGACCCAGACAACCUGAUGGCCCAAAUCAAGCAUCUAGCCUCGGCGCUCCACACCUGUGGCUUCAGCGGUGAGAUGCAGCAGAUGCGGCUGUUUGAGCUUGCCAAUCGCUCAGUCACGUGCAAUGAUGGGUCACCAGCAGGAUACUAUUUCAGACAAUCUCAGGGAAGUAAAAAGUGGCUCAUUUUUCUUGAAGGAGGUUGGCAUUGUUUUGACAGAGACAGCUGUCACAACAGAUGGUUGUCGUCCAGCAGGCUUAUGAGCUCCAGAACGUGGCUCAAAACAAAAACAGGUACUGGAAUCUUGUCUCCGGAUCCGGAGGAGAACCCCAUCUUCUGGAAGUCCAAUGUCGUGUAUGUUCCCUAUUGCUCCAGUGAUGUGUGGAGUGGGACAGCAUCAGCAUCGGAUUCAGAUGGUUAUGCGUUUAUGGGUGCUCUUAUACUGAAUGAGGUAUUUGAGGAGCUACUUGGUGUUGGGCUCAUGGAUGCAAGACAGAUUGUCUUUGCUGGAAGCAGUGCUGGUGGUACAGGAGUGCUUCUGAACCUGGACCGCAUAACUUCCAUGCUGGAAGAAGCAGGCAGUACAGCCCAAGUCCUUGGGCUAAUAGACUCAGGCUGGUUCCUGGAUCAGGAACACCAGACACCGGGAGCAGAAUGCAACGAUGCUCUCUACUGUGAUCCAGCACUAGCCUUGCAGCUAGGAACCAAGUUGUGGAACAGUUUAGCACCCAAGAGUUGCAUCGAGAUGUAUGGUGAGGAGCAGAUGUGGAAAUGUUUCUUUGGCUUCCGGAUACACGAAACAUUACAGACGCCAGUUUUCAUCUUCCAGUGGCUGUAUGAUGAGGCUCAGUUGACAGUGGGUAUGUCGGGACCUCCUAUCCAGAUCGAACACUGGAACUUCAUGCAGAAGACAGGAAGGGACAUGAGGGCCUCGCUCCGUAAUGCAUCUGCAGUAUUUGCUCCAGCCUGCUACGCUCACAUGGUCCUUACGAAAAGUGACUGGACCAAUAUUCAAGUGCGGAACGUCGGCCUUCACAAAGCCCUCAAGUGCUGGCUGAAGAAGAAUGAACCAGAACUGCCUGAUUUGACAAGGGAGGAAUGGGGGCCCCUCUUUAGCUACUCCCAAGAAUCGAUAAACCCCGAGGAAUUUGGGAGCGGGUGGCUCGUGACAACCGCAUCACCUCUGACAACAGUAGGGGCUGAUGAGGAGGAUGAAGAUAGUGGAGGAGGUGGCUGGUGGCCAUGGAAACGAAGUGCAGAAGAGCCAGAGAGAAGAGGAAAGAAGAACAAACGACGAAGCGGCCGUCGGAGCAGCCCAGCCUUAGACAGAGAGAUGCAGGGUGAUGACCCAAGGGCCGCGGCCAAGCGGUCAACCACUCGGACCAAGAAAAAGUGUCAGCAACGGCUGCUGGACCAUGCGACAUGUCCUCACUGUAAUCCACAUUGUCCCAAGAUGAGAAACCCAUUCACAGACGAGGACAUGGAAUUUCUGUCUUUCAUGCGACUGUUUGGUCUGGACCUCAGCGCACUGGCCGAGCAGAUGGGAUUGGAUGAGAGGGCGCUCUCCAUGGUGGAUCCAGCUGUUGCUAUGCAAGUACUGGCAGAGGCAGCACGUAACUAAGAGCAGAUCACCAUGGUAGCAGAGACACCUGAUUUUUUGGCCAUCCAUUUUCAGUUUUGAAAGUGACAAAUUCUCGGCGGACCAAACAAAUCUCAGACUAUUUGUAUAACCUAAACAAUAUGAACUGUUCAUAUCUGCAAAUUUUGUUACGAUUUGUUCUGUCAGACCACAUCCUAAAACACUUCAGAACCACAACCAUUUAAACAAUUAUUUGUUGGGAUUCGGGCAAAAAAGCGAUUGUUAGUCCCCCCC
Messenger RNA from Patiria miniata (bat star), 2789 nucleotides. RefSeq names its product palmitoleoyl-protein carboxylesterase notum1'-like (gene notum). The transcript is spliced from 15 exons. The coding region runs from base 777 to 2537 and encodes 586 amino acids. The record is from RefSeq and is a predicted model, not a curated record. NCBI's taxonomy places the organism in Eukaryota, Metazoa, Echinodermata, Asteroidea, Valvatida, Asterinidae. Gene Ontology annotation, molecular function: hydrolase activity.